This is a messenger RNA of Larimichthys crocea (large yellow croaker), 2971 nucleotides long. It is a transcript of the gene ambra1b, whose product is annotated as autophagy/beclin-1 regulator 1b. Gene Ontology annotation, molecular function: protein binding; ubiquitin-like ligase-substrate adaptor activity. The record is from RefSeq and is a predicted model, not a curated record. Gene Ontology annotation, biological process: autophagosome assembly; mitophagy. NCBI's taxonomy places the organism in Eukaryota, Metazoa, Chordata, Actinopteri, Sciaenidae. The transcript is spliced from 10 exons. Gene Ontology annotation, cellular component: intracellular membrane-bounded organelle; Cul4-RING E3 ubiquitin ligase complex. Bases 459 to 2906 code for a protein of 815 amino acids.
GUUGUGUGACCGUGUCGUCACACCUGAGCACUGACACACACACCGUGAGUGUUCCGGUGUCACGUGGUUCUAACGUGUGUUUGUGUUCUGGAGGUUCGGGGAGUUCGAUCCGUCCGGAUCGGUUCUCUGCUGAUAAGCCUGUGCGGCUAGCUCGCAGCUAGCUUGUUACGCAGUAGCAGUCGGUCGUCGCGCACGAACCGGAGCGACGCGUCCCACCGAGUUUCUCCGGUAACGGUCGGUUUGUAUGAGCGGACUCCACCGGCAGGGACCGACGCCGCUCGGCAGGACCGCCGUGAACCUCCGAUGUUCGCGGGAAACGGAGUUUGACCCGCGGCCACAUUUCCGUCUCUGUUAGCUGUUAGCUGUUAGCCUCGGUGCAUGAAGCCUAGACUCUGCAUGGCGACGGACUGGCAGCAGCAGGAGUGAGCAGCCAAUCAGUGAAGGCCUCUGGUAGCAUCAUGACGUCCCGUCAGAGGAACUCGGUCCGGAUCCUGUCGAGCCGGGAGCGAGGCUCCCAGACAUUCGGCUCUCAAAGGCUGCUGCAGCUGCUGGUGGAGGAGAAGGUCCGCUGGAUGAAGUGGCAGAGUCAGAAAGUGGAGCUGCCGGACAGUCCUCGCUCCACCUUCCUGCUGGCCUUCAGCCCCGACAGGACGCUCAUGGCUUCCACGCACGUCAACCACAACAUUUACAUAACGGAGGUGAAGACUGGAAAGUGCCUACACUCCCUUGUGGGCCACCGUAGGACCCCCUGGUGUGUGACCUUUCACCCCACAAUCCCCGGCCUCGUGGCCUCCGGGUGCCUUGAUGGUGAAGUCCGCAUCUGGGAUCUGCACGGCGGCAGUGAGAGUUGGUUCACAGAGAGUAACGUCGCCAUCGCCUCCCUCGCCUUCCACCCAACCGCUCAGCUGCUCCUCAUUGCCACCAACAACGAACUCCACUUCUGGGACUGGAGCCGGCCCGAGCCCUUUGCCGUGGUCAAGACGGGCAGCGACACAGAGAGAGUCCGGUUGGUUCGGUUUGACCCGCUCGGUCACAAUCUGCUGACGGCGAUCGUGAAUCCAUCCAAUCAGCAGAACGAGGAGGACUCCGAGGUUCCGAUGGACAGCGUGGAGAUCCCUCACUUCCGUCAGCGCUCCUUCCUUCCUUCCCAGCCGGUCCGCCGCACGCCAAUCCUCCACAACUUCCUCCACAUCCUGUCGUCUCGCUCUCCAGGCGCUCAGGCGGGCAGCGAGCAGCCACGCCCUCUGGGUGAGAAUGGAAGUAAUGUUGGAGAAUCUCCCAGCAUGCCUCUGGCUCAGUACCCGAGCUCUGAGCGCGGGCCGUCCUUCCCGGGCUGCACGCAGCACCUGGGCCUGGUCUGUCUGUGCAGUCGCUGCUCGGUCAGUCGAAACUCUUCCCUGGCCGCCAACACCUCCGCCUCUGAUCCGCCCCAGCCUCCUCCGGCCUCCACCUUCUCUUCAGCCCGCACGGAGCCCAGGCAGCCCUCGGAGCGACCCUCCGCCUUUACCUCAGUCUACUACAGCGCUACGAGUGGCAUUGAGCCGCACUCCACCUCCAGACCAGGACCCGACUGGACCCGUAACCUGCUGAGCAUGAGGGAGGGCGGGGUGGGUCCAGGCAUGCUGCCUCCCAGAACCUCCUCUUCCUCCAUCAGCCUGCUGUCAGUGCUCCGUCAGCAGGACAGCUCCUCUCAGUCCCCCGUUUACACCUCCGCCUCUGAAGGGCGGGGCUUCCCCCAGCAGGGCGAGCUGGGAGCGCGAGACGGUGCCGGCACGAGCAGUGGCCAUCACCCGUUCUGGGAUGGCGCUCGCAGCAACACGGCGUCCUUCCGUAAUGUGCUGCAGUGCAACCUGAGCCGCUACUUCAUGGAGUUCGACCGCAUGCAGGACCUGGAGCCGCCUUUAGGGGGCGGCAUGGCGGACGGAGGACAGGAGCAGAGCCAGGAGCUGCUGAAUAAUAACAUGGACCCAGAGAGACCCGGGCCGUCCUCAUCCUCCUCCACCUCCUCCCCCACUAUCAUCCACUACCAGCCUCCUCUCCCACCUCCUCCCACCUCCCACAGCCUGGAGAACAAUGUUCCUCCGCCUGCGUCCCGAGGACACCUGAACCGCUGCCGGGCUUGCCACAACCUGCUGACCUUCAACCACGACUCUCAGCGCUGGGAACGCACCAACCAGGCCUCCUCCACCUCCGCCUCCACUAUGGAGCCCUCUGGAUCCACCUCAUUCCCUCCUUCGUCUUCCUCCCCGUGGCAGCCCGAGGAGGGCCGGAGGACACUUGAAGCCCAACCCCAGGAGAGGAGGGUGCCUCCGGAGCCCAGUGAGCAGCCGCCUCCCCCCGGAGGUGGAGGAGCAGGAACAGUUGCCUUCCCGAUAGCACAGACGCCCAGCCAGCCUGGAGAGCAGACAGUGGGCCUGGUGUACAACCAGGACACGGCACAGUGGGAGAGGGUGUACCGGCAGGCUGCUGCCGGCAGGUCGGCAGAGCCGCCAGAGGCCUUAAGCCAAGAAAUGCCUGUUGACCCCCCAGACGAGGACUCCCUGAGGAGACGACUGCUGGAAUCAUCUCUGCUAUCACUGUCACGCUACGACAUGUCAGGAUCAAGAGACCACCCCAUUUACCCCGACCCCGCCAGACUGUCUCCAGCUGCUUACUACGCCCAGAGGAUGAUCCAGUAUCUGUCGAGGCGGGACAGCAUCCGUCAGCGUUCGCUCCGCUACCAGCAGAACCGCCUCCGGGCCAUGUCGUCUUCAUCCGACAGCACGGCCAGCAACCCGUCCAACUCCAUGGACAACAGCGACGUGGACUUUGAGGAGCUCGAUGAUAACGGAGACCGAGCUCGGCACAGGACGCCACGUAACGCCCGGAUGUCUGCGCCUUCACUGGGUCGAUUCGUUCCACGGUGAGUCCACACGGAUCAACACCUGGAGUUUGAUCAACACCUGGGGCCCGUUGCACAAAACUAGGAUAA